Eriocheir sinensis (Chinese mitten crab) is the source of this 2628-nucleotide messenger RNA. RefSeq lists its product as uncharacterized. Bases 958 to 2427 code for a protein of 489 amino acids. The record is from RefSeq and is a predicted model, not a curated record. The transcript has 4 exons. NCBI's taxonomy places the organism in Eukaryota, Metazoa, Arthropoda, Malacostraca, Decapoda, Varunidae.
CUAUUUUUCUCAUUUCCCAAUUCAGCUUUUCCAACCAAGAUGUCUAUAAUAACUUCAGGGUCCUAUGUUCACCCCUGCUUCAUAUAUAUUUAUCAGCUCUUUUCCUUUCAAACUCUUAAUACCACUGCUGUGAAUUUCUUGAGUACAUUCACAGCUAUAUCUUGCCUAUUUUUCUCAUUUCCCAAUUCAGUUUUUCCAACCAAGAUGUCUAUAAUAACUUCAGGGUCCUACGUUCACCCCUGCUUCAUAUAUAUUUAUCAGCUCUUUUCCUUUCAAACUCAAAUAACUUCCAAAAUAAAGAUGGUUGUGAGAGCCUUCAAGUACCGUACAUGAACUCGUCUGACUUAUUCUCAUUGUGUCAUAGCUUUGCUCAAAUCAUGAGUUUGUUAUCCGGAAAAGGUUGUCGUUUUAUGGUUGUUAUACUGUACUGAUGGGUGGCUGGGAACACACCAAUGACACUCUCUAUAGGACGGAAUCAUCUCAUUUUUUGCUUACUGAAUGAACUGUGAAGAUAUGCAAGUGUUCAAGGGUACCAUUUAUCCAAGAGAGGCUGUUGUUUUAUAGUGGUGCUGUAUUGUACUGAUGGGUGGCUGGGAACACACCAAUGACACUCUCUAUAGGACGGAAUCAUCUCAUUUUUUGUUUACUGAAUGAACUGUGAAGAUAUGCAAGUGUUCAAGGGUACCAUUUAUCCAAGAGAGGCUGUUGUUUUAUAGUGGUGCUUUACUGUACUGAUGGGUGGCUGGGAACACACCAAUGACACACUCUAUAGGACGGAAUCAUCUCAUUUUUUGUUUACUAAAUGAACUGUGAAGAUAUGCAAGUGUUCAGGGGUACCAUUUAUCCAAGAGAGGCUGUUGUUUUAUAGUGGUGCUGUAUUGUACUGAUGGGUGGCUGGGAACACACUUAUGACACUAUACGUCACCAUUGUUUACUCAUUCCUCUAUUGCUUACUGAAUGAACCAUGUAUGUAAGUGUGAUUCUGGCUGUCUUUGCUCAUCUUUCCAUGCCUUACCACCCAACCCCAAGCACCAGGGACACAGUGAAGAGAUAUUAGAGGUUAUUGAAGUGAGGCUCAGACAUUCAUCCUCCGAGCAAGGCUUACUCAAAAACAGUGAUUCUGGCUGUCUUUGCUCAUCUUUCCAUGCCUUGCCACCCGACCCCAAGCACCAGGAACAUUGUGAAGAGAUAUUAGAAGUUAUUGAAGUAAGGCAGAGAUCUUCGUCCUCCGAGCAAGGCUUACUCAAAAACAGUGAUUCUGGCUGUCUUUGCUCAUCUUUCCAUGCCUUGCCACCCGACCCCAAGCACCAGGAACAUUGUGAAGAGAUAUUAGAAGUUAUUGAAGUAAGGCAGAGAUCUUUGUCCUCCAAGCAAGGCAUACAUGAAAACAGUGAUUCUGGCUGUCUUUGCUCAUCUUUCCAUGCCUUGCCACCCGACCCCAAGCACCAGGAACAUUGUGAAGAGAUAUUAGAAGUUAUUGAAGUAAGGCAGAGAUCUUUGUCCUCCAAACAAGGCAUACAUGAAAACAGUGAUUCUGGCUGUCUUUGCUCACCUUCCCAAGCCUUACCACCUGACCCCAAGCACCAGGAACAUUGUGAAAAAAUAUUAGAGGCUAUUGGAGUGAGGCUGAGACAUUCAUCCUCUGAGCAAGGCAUACAUGAAAACAGUGAUUCUGGCUGUCUUUGCUCAUCUUCCCAAGCCUUACCACCUGACCCCAAGCACCAGGAACAUUGUGAAGAGAUAUUAGAGGUUAUUGAAGUGAGGCUCAGACAUUCAUCCUCCGAGCAAGGCUUACUCAAAAACAGUGAUUCUGGCUGUCUUUGCUCACCUUCCCAAGCCUUGCCACCCGACCCCAAGCACCAGGGACACAGUGAAGAGAUAUUAGAGGUUAUUGAAGUGAGGCUCAGACAUUCAUCCUCCGAGCAAGGCUUACUCAAAAACAGUGAUUCUGGCUGUCUUUGCUCAUCUUUCCAUGCCUUACCACCCAACCCCAAGCACCAGGGACACAGUGAAGAGAUAUUAGAGGUUAUUGAAGUGAGGCUCAGACAUUCAUCCUCCGAGCAAGGCUUACUCAAAAACAGUGAUUCUGGCUGUCUUUGCUCAUCUUUCCAUGCCUUACCACCUGACCCCAAGCACCAGGGACACAGUGAAGAGAUAUUAGAGGUUAUUGAAGUAAGGCAGAGACUUUCAUCCUCCGAGCAGGGCAUACAUGAAAACAGUGAUUCUGGCUGUCUUUGCUCACCUUCCCAAGCCUUACCACCCGACCCCAAGCACCAGGAACAUUGUGAAAAGAUACUAGAGGCUAUUGGAGUGAGGCUGAGACAUUCAUCCUCCGAGCAAGGCAUACAUGAAAACAGUGAUUCUGGGUGUCUUUGCUCACCUUCCCAAGCCUUACCACCCGACUCCAAGCACCCAGGGAUGUUGUGAAGAUAUUAGAGGCUAUUGGGGUGAGGCUGGGACCUUCACCCUCAUAGCAGACGCAUCACCACUCGCCACUGACCAAAGUUAAGCAUUGUAAACAUUGACCAAAGCUAGGCACCAUGAUCUCUCGUUGCGUCAUUCACUGUACAGCUUUUUUCAUGUUUUGUUAGGCCGGUUGUGUGGAGGAAUAAAACAUGGAAUCCAAAA